Molecule: messenger RNA, 1494 nt
Organism: Nestor notabilis (Kea)
Lineage: Eukaryota; Metazoa; Chordata; Aves; Psittaciformes; Psittacidae
Product: cytochrome P450 2C5-like
Exons: 9
Coding region: 1-1494 (497 amino acids)
Biological process (GO): xenobiotic metabolic process
Cellular component (GO): intracellular membrane-bounded organelle; cytoplasm
Molecular function (GO): heme binding; oxidoreductase activity, acting on paired donors, with incorporation or reduction of molecular oxygen, reduced flavin or flavoprotein as one donor, and incorporation of one atom of oxygen; iron ion binding
Source: RefSeq, a predicted model, not a curated record
AUGGAUGCUGGAUCAGCUGUGGUGCUCCUUACCCUCCUCGUCUUCUCCAUCUUGUGGUUCCUGCUCUGGAGAAGUGAUUGGAAGAGAAGUUCUCUGCCUCCUGGACCAGCCCCGUGGCCCAUUCUGGGCAACCUGUGGCAAAAGGAUGUCCUGCCCCUCUACAAGACCUAUGAGAAGCUCAGCAGCAUCUACGGCCCCAUCUUCACAGUCCGGCUAGGGAUGAAGCCAGUGGUGGUGCUCUGUGGGUAUGACGUGGUGAAGGAUGCUCUGCUGGGCCACUCCGAGGAGUUUGGGGGAAGACCUGCGAUACCCAUACUGCUGCAGCUAUCCAAAGACUAUGGUUUUGUGUCCAACAAUGAGAAGAAGUGGCGGGAGCUGCGGAGGUUCACGCUUAGCACCCUGCGGAACUUCGGGAUGGGAAAGAGCUCCAUGUCACAGCGAGUGCAGCACGAGGCCCAGCACCUGGUGGAACUGCUGGAAAAACACGAAGGAAAUGCCUUUGAGCCAAUAAUAAUGUUCAGACAUGCAUUUGCCAAUGUGAUCUGCUCCGUUGUCUUCGGGAGCCACUACAGCUACGACGACCCAGCCUUCCUGGAGCUACUGAGUGUGAUUGGGAAUUACAUUGACUUCUUCCUCUCCCCCAUUGCCAUGAUCUACAACACCUUCCCCAACAUCAUGCACCACCUCCCGGGGCCACAUCGGAAAGUCCUGGCUGAGUGCAAGAAGCUGAUAGACUAUAUCCAAGAAAGGGUCGAGCUUCACAAGCUGACGCUGGAUCCCAGCUGCCCCCGGGACUACAUCGACUGUUUCCUUAUGAAAGCAGAGAAGGAGAAGAGCAGUGCAGAGAACAUGUACAGCAACGAAGACUUGGUCAUGUCAAUAUUCAACCUCUUUGGUGCCGGGACAGUGACUACGAGCAACACCCUGGUCUUCUUCCUCUUGGUCCUGGCAAAGCACCACCAUAUUCAAGCUAAGGUCCAAGAGGAGAUCGACAUGGUGGUGGGUGCUGGCCAUGCUCCCAGCAUAGAGGACAAGCUGAGGAUGCCGUACACCAACGCUGUGAUCCAUGAGCUGCAGCGCUUCCAGAAGAGCCGCACAGAGAACUUCCCACGGAUGACAACACAGGAUGUCCUGUUCAGGGGCUACACCAUCCCUAAGGGCACAGCCAUUAUUCCUGUAUUUAAUUCUGUACAUACGGAUCCAAGCCAGUGGGAGAACCCCAAAGAACUUGACCCAGGCCACUUCUUGGAUGAGAAAGGCGAGUUCAGGAAGCGUGAAGCUUUCAUGGCUUUCUCAGCAGGGAAGCGGAUGUGCCCAGGAGAGGCACUGGCUCGCAUGGAGCUCUUCCUUUUCCUCACCACGCUGCUGCAGAGCUUCACCUUCCAGCUUGCCAUCGAGCAUGAGGAGACAGAUUUCUUUUCCCUGUGGCUCAAGAUAGAGAGAAGGGCAAUACCGGGCAGCUUCUUUGCUAUUCGGCGCCUGGUCUCCUCUUAA